AUGUCUGCCAACUUGAGCCACAGCAUUCUAAACAACUCCACUCAGGGGGGAGAAGCGUGGAUGGUAGGCUUGGGCAUCGUCAUGUCAACUAUAGUCCUGGCUACUGUCUUCGGCAACGUGCUGGUCAUCACAGCCAUAGCCAGGUUCCAGCGUUUGCAGACUGUCACUAACUACUUCAUCACAUCACUGGCUUGUGCUGACCUGGUUAUGGGAUUGGCGGUGGUGCCCUUUGGUGCCAGUCACAUCCUCAUGAACAUGUGGACCUUUGGGAACUUUUGGUGUGAGUUCUGGACUUCCAUCGAUGUUCUGUGUGUCACAGCCAGCAUCGAGACCCUCUGUGUUAUUGCUGUGGACCGCUACUUUGCCAUCACGGCACCCUUUCGGUACCAGAGCAUGCUUACCAAGGGCAAGGCCAGAGUGGUCAUCUUAGUGGUCUGGGUGGUAUCGGGUCUCACCUCCUUCCUGCCCAUUCAGAUGCACUGGUAUCGGGCCAGUCACAAGGAAGCUCUCAUGUGUUAUGAGAAGGAGACCUGCUGUGACUUUUUCACUAACCAGGCUUAUGCCAUCGCUUCCUCCAUCGUGUCCUUCUACCUGCCUCUGGUGGUCAUGGUAUUUGUGUACUCUCGGGUCUUUCAGGUGGCCAAAAAGCAACUUCAAAAGAUAGAUAAAUCGGAGGGCCGCUUUCAUGUCCAGAACAGCAGCCAGAUGGAACAGAAUGGAAGGACAAGUCACCGAAGGUCUUCCAAGUUCUGUUUGAAAGAGCAUAAAGCUCUUAAGACCUUAGGCAUCAUCAUGGGGACCUUUACUCUCUGUUGGCUGCCUUUCUUCAUUGUCAACAUUGUCCAUGUGAUACAGGACAACAUGGUCCCCAAAUAUGUGUACAUUUUUUUGAACUGGGUGGGCUAUGCCAACUCAGCCUUCAACCCACUGAUCUACUGUCGGAGUCCUGACUUCAGGUAUGCCUUUCAGGAGCUCCUCUGUUUCAGGAGGUCAGCCCUGAAGCUCUAUGGCAAUGGCUACUCCAGCAACAGCAAUGGGAGGAGUGAGCACAAUGGGGAGCAUGGUAGCUGUCCCCCUGAGCAGGAGAAGGAGAUUGAGCUGCUGUAUGAAGAUCUUCCAGGCACUGAGGGCUUUUUAAACUGUGCAGGUACUGUGCCUAAUGCUAGCGCCGACUUAGAGGGCCAGGAUCAGACUCUGGAUGAUACCCCCUUGUGACUGUCUCUCUGAUUGGUAAAAACCCUCAGCAAACCAAGCAAGGUGGGGAAAAAGAAAGAAACAAUUUUUAAAAAGAACAACAACUGCCAAAAACAAACAAACCCCAAAACAACAACCCUUCACAAACCCAUAAACACUAAGCCUUCUCUUUAAUUCUUGAGCUAGAAAUGUCUAGUCAUCCUGGAGAGAGAUGGGCAAGAGGGAGGAGGACAGUUUUAGUCUAUUUAUUGUUUAAAUUAUCAGGAAACAAAACAACUCAUGCACUGAUUCUAGGGAUUCCUCAUUUCUGUAACAGUUGGGUUCUGCCUGGAAUGGAGUUUGGAAGUGUAUCUCCCACUUCAAGGAGCUUGGGCCUUGAGGGCCUGGGUCUAGUUUCGAUGGUUUUCUCAUAGAUCUACCUCACUUUUCAAGUAUUAGGGUUAGCAUACUUCUACUUGGGACAUCUCUCUGGAGAAGCAGGCCUUCCCCUUGGGCCUCAUGGAUGCUCCAGCUGGACCUGGCUGUCAAUGUGGAUUCGUCUCCUCCUCUUAUUUGCUCACAUGGGCUGUUGGAGGCAGGGACACAGAGGGGGCAGCUUCUGCUGUUGAAUGAGCAAAGUCUAAAGUUUACAGUAAAUAAAUUGUUUUGCUGUGACAUCAUUGCACCUGUUUGUCCAAAAUCCCCAGCGGAGCAUUCUUGUUGGAAACCACAGGCUGAUGAGGAUGGAAAGCAGACUUUGGCCAGGACGUCAUUGGGAAAUUGCUCAAAAGUCAGAGGAAAAGAGUAUAACUCAGGGGAAUGAUCUUCAAAAGGCAAGAACAAUCUUUCCUGUAAACAGAGAGCCUGCUACUACCCCAG
This is a messenger RNA of Gracilinanus agilis (Agile Gracile Mouse Opossum), 2052 nucleotides long. RefSeq names its product adrenoceptor beta 2 (gene ADRB2). NCBI's taxonomy places the organism in Eukaryota, Metazoa, Chordata, Mammalia, Didelphimorphia, Didelphidae. The coding region runs from base 1 to 1215 and encodes 404 amino acids. Gene Ontology annotation, cellular component: membrane. The record is from RefSeq and is a predicted model, not a curated record. Gene Ontology annotation, biological process: negative regulation of smooth muscle contraction; norepinephrine-epinephrine-mediated vasodilation involved in regulation of systemic arterial blood pressure; adenylate cyclase-activating adrenergic receptor signaling pathway. The transcript has 2 exons. Gene Ontology annotation, molecular function: norepinephrine binding; beta2-adrenergic receptor activity.